AUGGUGCACCCCUUGAUACUUCCCAUGGCCCUUUUGGCAAAGUCUUCCAUGGUGUCACAAACCUCACGAUGUGCUUGGAUGAGAUCAUCUUCUUCCUACACAGCUCUUAGUGCUUCGUCUAAGCAACUAUCCUUUCCUGUGAUGGAUCCAUCCAGUGGCAAGGAGAUCGAAUGUGAUUCUUCUGAUGCUAUUUUCCAAAACAAACGCGUUGCCUUGUACUUUAGUGCAGGUUGGUGUCCCAUGUGUACUCGAGCCUUUGAACCAUCCUUGGAAACCUUUCGACAGGCAUGUGAGGAAUCGGACAAACCAGUGGAAUUUCUGUAUGUCAGUUCUGACAAGGAUGCCAACACCGCCACAGAACGAGCAACUGCAUUGAAUAUGAAAAUGGUUCCGUUUGGAGAAUCUUGUGCCAAACUCAAGAAAGACUAUGAGAUUUGGGCUGGAAGCGAAGCAAUGCAGUUUGGGUUUGGUCGACGAUCGGGAGUGCCAGCGAUUGUCGUAUUGGACAAGACUGGACAAGAACUAGCCUUUUUGCCAGCAGAAGCCCAGGGUCCUAAAGCCCUGGCUAGUUGGCCAAUGGAUGAUGAAACGGGAAUAUGGGGUGCGUAG
Molecule: messenger RNA, 609 nt
Organism: Cylindrotheca closterium
Lineage: Eukaryota; Bacillariophyta; Bacillariophyceae; Bacillariales; Bacillariaceae
Source: the annotation of a GenBank genome assembly